This is a messenger RNA of Trichomonas vaginalis G3, 1059 nucleotides long. RefSeq lists its product as uncharacterized. NCBI's taxonomy places the organism in Eukaryota, Parabasalia, Trichomonadida, Trichomonadidae. Bases 1 to 1059 code for a protein of 352 amino acids. The record is from RefSeq and is a predicted model, not a curated record. The transcript has a single exon.
AUGAGUUCUCCUGCUCUUGAUAGACAGAUACAGGAGUUUCAAUUCCGAAUCCAACAGAAGCUUAAAUUACAGGAUGAAGAAAUUAAUCGAUUAUCAGAUCAUUUAGUAAACAUUAAAUCAAAAAUCAUCGAAACACAGAAGAAUUGUUCUAAAAUCAAUGAUCAAAUAGAGCAAGUUAAAGAAUAUCAGGCAUCUCUUGUCGAAAAACGAAAAAUUGACUACGAAUCAAAAUUAUCACAAAUUCAUGUUAGUCAUCUGCAAGAUGUUCAACAAUUACAAGAAUUCCAAGCUGCUCAAGUUGCUGAAUUGCAAAAGGAAUUUCAAGAAUGCUUGGAUAAAGUCGGCAUUCAAAGCAAAGAAAAAUCUUCAGAAGAGAAUGCAGCUAUUGAAAAUGAAUUAGAUAACGUUAGAACUCUUCUUCAAAGUCUACAGGAAGCUCUCGAGGAAGCAAAAACUCAAAGAGAAGAUGCUUCGAGUGGAACAUUUGAUCAAGUAGCUGAUGUUGAUCGUGGUGUCAUUGAUGAGCUUAGAGAAACACUAGUAAUACGAACUGAAGAUAGAAUGCGCAACUUACGUAGUUCAAAGGCGAAAUUACAGCAAUGUAUUAAUUUAAUAGAAGAUCUUGAUCGCAAACAUGAACUCUCAGUUCAACAAAGGCGUCAAAAACUAUCAGAUUGUCAAAAGGAAUACGAAGAAACAAAGCGCCAGCUCAGCGAAGAACGAAAUGCGCAAAGAGCAGAUGAACAACAAAGACUUCGAGAAGUAACACUUAAAAACAAGAGAUUACAAAGACUUAAAAAGAGACGUGAAGCAGAUCAUACGUCAAACCUCAGACAGACAGCUCUAGAAGCAGAUUUAGUUCGUGGAGCUGGGGGAAUUAAAUUAAAUACUUAUCUCCCAGAAAAUAACUUAAGCGAAAGAGAAAAACUUAACCAGGAACUGGCGAAUAGAAAGAGAGACUUGAAACAGAAAGAAAAACUACUUUUCGAAGCUAGAGAAGAGAAUGAUAGCUUGAAGAGCGAAAUCGGAAAAUUGAAACACAUCAUUCGCUUUGGAUAA